Messenger RNA from Lentinula edodes (shiitake mushroom), 1161 nucleotides. RefSeq lists its product as uncharacterized. The record is from RefSeq and is a predicted model, not a curated record. Gene Ontology annotation, molecular function: DNA-binding transcription factor activity, RNA polymerase II-specific; zinc ion binding. The transcript has 7 exons. Gene Ontology annotation, biological process: regulation of DNA-templated transcription. NCBI's taxonomy places the organism in Eukaryota, Fungi, Basidiomycota, Agaricomycetes, Agaricales, Omphalotaceae. The coding region runs from base 98 to 895 and encodes 265 amino acids.
CGGUUAGCUGACCCGUAGGCCACUUCAAUUUUGUGCUUCUUCCAUUUCCCUUAUAAGAGUUUUUAUUUCCCUCUAUUCCUUCUUUCACCCGUUUUUCAUGAUGUCCUACAGUCCAACCACCCACUACUUGCCGCCGCCGCCGCCUCCCCCGAACUACUACUCAUCACCACAACUCCCUCAGCCUCAUGUCGCGGCUCCCCAAUCCCGGCAAGAAACUACUCAACAGCGCAAGCGCCCCAAAUAUACCCGUUCAAAGACAGGAUGUUUGACUUGUCGCGUCAAAAAAAUCAAGUGCGAUGAGACCAAGCCAAAUUGCAUGCGAUGCACCCACGGUCAGAGAGAUUGCACUUGGCCCGAAGGUGCUCCAGCACGAAAGAAGUCGACAACGAGAAAAGAUUCUUUGGAAUUGGAUGGCCGUCCAUCUACUGCUGGAUCAUCGAUAUCGGAAGGCUCUACUCCCCCAACUAGAGACCGCACUCCGCCCCGAUCACAGCCUCUUGAGCUUGAUCUACCGCCUCUUGCAUCUAGGAGAACAACGUCUGAACCGUACCUUCAGCUUCAUCCUUUACCCUCUGGUGAACAUUCAUCCCUUCGUCGCCAUGGUAGCAACGAUCGGUUUGCAUACACCCCUUCUGGCCCUUUACUGAAUUCGUUGCCCGAGCAUAUCGCUUACGCCCCUUCACAUCGCUAUGAUCAUGCAUAUGUUAUUCACCCGAUUGGGCGUCCAACUGUUGGUCCAGGUAUUCGUCCUGCGGAGCACAUCCCUCCCUCUGGUCAUUGGCAUGUUCCUCCAAUGCUUGCUCCAGUCCACGUUGAACCCUAUUAUCCGCCGAUGACUAUUCGAAACGCGAUCCAUAGUCCAUCCCAAGAGCAACAUCACCAUCGGUAUCAAUGAAGAAAACAUCUUACGACUCACUCAAUCAAUACUACCCCAAAUAAUAACGAACAGAACGCCCACGUCACAUUCAUAUCCUUCUGUCUGUCUGUCUGCGCGCCUGCAAUUCAUGCUAAUCCGAUCUAGGGAACAGGGUGCGACGGGCGGGAAUUUUGAAAUAAUGAUGCUAAGUUAUUGGCAAUGAAAUUUUGGAACUUCCACAUCAAAAUUCUAUUCACAUUCCCAUAUUUGUAUUUUAUAACAUAGUCCAAGUUAUUGUCUGCUAU